UGACUUGGUCCCUCCUCCCACGAGCUGUCAGAGCAGCUUGUUGCACGACCAGCUUUUUGGUAAACUAACUAACUUGGGUUUGGCGUGAAAACGCAAACCACUUGCCUGACAAACCGCGUUUUCGCCUGGACCGACGAGAAUGUUCGCUUCGGUUGUAAAGCAAGCCUUAGUUCUGUUGACUUAACGAGUCAUUUUCAUCAGCGAGGCAGUUUCCAUCGAGCUCUGCUUUUGCCGUCUGCGUGAUUUGUGGUCAAGAACACGGCAGCGGCUGGUCAUGGUAACCAGAUCCCGAACAGAAGAAAGUGCCUUCUCUAACGACGUUUCUACUUGAAGCUGCUCACCGUUCCCAUCCUAAACUGUAAACAACACUGGCUUGGCCACCAUUAAGAUCUCCAUUCCCUUUAGACUUGCCAAAGCACAAGGAACUGACACGCUCUUUCCAUUAUUAGAUAUCGUUUCAAGGAAAGCCAUUGCCUUCAGAUAGAGUCAUCCGCAACCGUCUGGCUCAAGAACGUUUGGAGACCUGGAGCAUGUUCUUAUUGUCGCGCCAGUGUUGUGCACCUGGGACUAAAUGACUGAUGAACAACUUGGCAGAGAUUGACAGCUUCACUGAUAGCGGGCAUCUCCAAUGCGACAGCCACGGGGGCUCUGAAUGUGACAUCUCUAUUUAAAGGGCCUCGCCAAACAAACUGAGACCAACCUCAAAAGUACAGCAACACACAAACGCGCAGACUAUUUCAACCCAAAUCAACAGACAACAUUCACAACACAACUAUGGCUUUAAACAUCGCAUCGAUACGAGACACAAAAUGGCUGACUCUGGAGGUGUGCCGGCAGUUUCAGAGAGGGACGUGUUCGCGCAGCGACGAGGAAUGCAAAUUCGCACAUCCGCCCAAAAGCUGCCAGGUGGAGAACGGACGGGUGAUCGCCUGCUUCGACUCGCUGAAGGGUCGGUGUACGAGAGAAAACUGCAAGUACCUUCAUCCACCGGCACAUCUGAAGACGCAGCUGGAAAUCAACGGACGCAACAACCUCAUCCAGCAGAAGACGGCGGCAGCCAUGCUGGCACAGCAGAUGCAGUUCAUGAUCCCUGGCACCACCAUGCAACCAGUGCCUACAUUUCCUGUGAGUCAAGGUCUGGGCUCGAACCCAGGUCUGAGUUACGCGCCGUAUCUGACUCCCAUGAGCCACGGCAUGGGUCUGGUCCCCACAGAGAUGCUCCCCAGCACCCCAGUCAUCGUCCCGGGCAGUCCUCCAGUCAGCGUGCCCAGCUCGUCCUCCACGCAGAAACUACUGCGCACAGACAAGCUGGAGGUGUGCCGUGAGUUUCAGCGGGGUAACUGCGCGCGCGGCGAGACCGACUGCCGCUUCGCCCAUCCUAGCGACAGCCCGAUGAUCGACACGAGCGACAACACGGUCACGGUGUGCAUGGACUACAUCAAGAGCCGCUGCUCACGCGAGAAGUGCAAGUAUUUCCACCCUCCAGCGCACCUGCAGGCCAAGAUCAAAGCAGCGCAGCAUCAGGCCAACCAGACCGCCGUCGCAGCGCAGGCCGCCGCUGCAGCCAUGACUCAGUCGACUGCCAAAGCAAUGAAGCGACCCCUCGAGGCAUCUGUAGAUCUGGCGUUUCCGCAUGGAGUCCUGCAGCCCCUACCAAAGAGACCAGCACUAGAAAAGAGUAACGGGGCCAGCACGCUCUUCAACCCCAGUGUCUUGCACUACCAACAGGCUUUGGCCAGCGCACAGCUUCAGCAGCCCACCGCUGCGUUCUUUCCCACAGGGUCAGUUCUGUGCAUGGCUCCUGCUAGCAGCAUUGUACCCAUGAUGUACAGUGCUACGCCUGCUACUGUCUCUGCAGCAACAACUCCUGCCACAAGUGUCCCCUACGCAACAACAGCACCAGCCAAUCAGAUCAUCUUGAAGUAAAUCACCGAAGAGGAACGGGGUGUCAGGAAGCUGCUCUGAGAAACCCAAAAAGAUCCCCGUGUAAAUACGACCUGCCCUCCCCUUUAGAACUACAGCAACCUGCAUGCUAAAGCGAAAUACAAUAGCAAGCCACUACAACACACACACUCACACACACAUCUGUUAUGCUCAGAAAAGUGAUUUAACUGGUUACUUAAAAGAUGUAAAAAAAAAAGAGACAAGAAAUAUAUAUAUAUAUAUAUAUAUACAUACAUAUGUAUAUAUAUGUAUAGAUGAACAUGUUAAUGUACAGCACGUUUCAUAGAGGUAUAAGUGAGCUUCAUCUGAAUGAUCGGUCACCUGUCAGAUAAUGUGUAUUUUUCUCCCAUGUUUGAAAUGAAAUGCACAAUGAGUGGGCGACAAAACACACACACAUAUAUAUAUAUAUAUAUAUAUAUAUAUAUAUAUAUACACACACACACACACACACUUGGUUUGCACUGUCAGAAAUAGUGCUUAAUAUUAAGUGCUUGAUUGUCUUGAACGGGAGGACGUCUCCUGAAGAGUUUGUCUUAAACAUCCCCAUGCACCCUCCGGAUAGGGGAAAGAGGGAUCGCUUGAGUUUUCUUUUUUUAAUUUCUCUUCAAUACUCAAAACCAACACCGAAUGUCACAUGGCGGACAAACAGAAGAUUGUCUACUGGUCAAAAAAAUUGUUAAAAACUUCCUCGAGUUCCUCCUCCUUGGACUUGAGCCGAAGCGGGAACGAUUGGAUUCGCUGUUCUUCAUCGGCCAAAGAAAGGUUUACAACCGACACCAAGCUCAAAACAGUCAGUGUCAGAAGUGCGAAUGUGGCAAACCACGUGCCAUGCAAACACGUUUUUGUCUGCGUCUCUCUGCUAAAGGACUGCUUUUCUUUUGUUUUUAAAUGGACGGUGAAUGAAUUCGAUGUGUCUGUGGAAACACUGGCCAUCAGGGAGUCGACUCUGGCUUCUAUCCCGUGCCAAGGGCUUACAUUAAACUGGAGAGCUGCUGUAAAAAAAAAAAGACUCAUACUCUGAAACGGACUUCUCCAAUUUGUACAGGACCUCGUGGUCCUGAUCACAUGGUGCCCAGUGAGUGGAUAAUGCGACGAUUGGAAGGAGGAGGCGCGAAACGUUGCAGUAGACGAUCUUUGACAUGUUCUGAAUGGAGGGCGCUACGCUCUCGCCGAUAAUCCUGUUUUAUUUGAUAAACAGUAGAAGUGCCUAAAAUAUAUAUUUUACACAGCGAGCAUCUUGAGAAGAUGACUUUAUGUAGGGUUGGGGGUUGUAAAACACAAAAACAAAGCUCCCGAAAGGAUCUCGGCUAGAAAAGAGACACACACACACACAAAAGAGCAUUUCAUGCACAUCACUGUCUGUUUCAUUACACAACAUCGAUGUUGCUAGAAAUCGGAAAGGCAGAAUGUUAGUCGUGGACAGUGGAAAUGUAAGGAAACUUCGUCAGGGUGAGCUCAAUGUCUGUAACGUGUGACGUUUUGAAUUUGGACUGUCAUAGCGGUGUGUUCCUAAGCAGUUUUGUUGUUGAAUCGUUAACAACUCAUCUGUCGUUUUCUUACUAUAUAACAUCUAACAGUUUAGUUUGUAUUAUUAUUAUUAUUUACACGUUGUUUUAACCUGGAAUAAGUGCACACGGCCUUCUCAUCCUCCCUGAUUUCUGAUGGGCGUGUGUUUGUGCGUGCAUGAAUGCAUGGAGUGUGUUCGCGAUCCAAUCAGAACCAUCAUGUGUUUUCAUGGUGCUCGAUAAACACAGACAAUCCACUAAGAGACGUUUGGUUUGGCUUGGCAGGAAAAAAACGGCACUGGUCUUAGCAUUUUCUCUUUAAAUUCACCUUGUGUUGGGGCAAAAGUUACAGUUUUAAUGUAAUUUUUGAAGUGGAACGUGAUUUAAAUAUUUUUAUCGUCAUAUUCUGUUCAUCCUAUUUUUCGUUUUGUUGAAUACUAGAACACAGAACAAUGGUGUAACCUAUUUUAAAAAUGAAUGUAAUUUAUUAAGCCGGGCUUAGCUAUGCGCGUUUGUCCACGAAGACGGCGGCUUCGGCCAAAAUCAGGAGAUCUCUCAUUCGGGACGUCGCGUUGUAGCGCAAGCGAGGCUAUAGAACUGCUUGUGUUAUGUACAAAUGUUUAUUGUAUAGGUAAUGUUUUACCAAAAAAAAAAAGCAUAAAAACAAAACACAAAAAAAAAAUAAACACAUAAAAAAAUAAACACAAUUUUCCGUAGUAUGAUAGUUCUUUCUUAAUAAUAUUAAGUUGUUGCUGUGGCAACCUAAAGUUGCGGAUACUAAAUUUUGGUAUUUUUGUAAAUGACGUAAUUGUUAAGUUGAUUCUUUCGUUCGUUCUUUGAUUUGAUUUGAUUUGUUUUUUUCCUAGAGCACUGUAAAACGUUAGAUUGUAAAGCAGAUAUUGGAACAUUUCCUAUUUUAUGUCAAGAUUAUAUUACCAAGAGAUUUUUCGGUAGCAUUUAAUGGCCUCCUUAUCGGUGUAACAUUUAAGAUAGUAGUAAAUACUCACCAGUUACAAUAGCGUGACGUAACUUAAGAAACUACUAGUGUUCGGUGCCCCCUUUUAGAUUGACAAAGGAUCUCAAGUACUUUUUUUUAUAUCUAUAUAUAUAACUAUAUAUAUAUAUAUAUAUAUUAUUUAUGAAAGUUGUCCUGGUUUGUUCAACAAAUAAACGAGUUGCACUUUGAUUUCAUGUAACUGUAGGAUGUUCAUUUCAAACCGAUGCACAAUGAAUAUGGUAUGGCAACAACACAAAUCAAUGACGGUUGUUUCUAAUUGCUUUCGUUUAACCAGAACUCAAUAUUCAGUACGCAUCUUGCAUGGUAUUUUAUGUCAAAUUUAAGAACUUAUUUUCAAUUUAACCUGAGAAAAGUUACAAAAAAAAAAUUUAAAUAUAUUGAAUGUUUCUGUCUACACUAUAGGAAAUAAUUAAAAAAAGAUAUCUGCACAUGUGAUUAAAGUAACGAUUGUCCUGGAUUUGGGAUUUCUAACACCCUAUGAGAAUAGAGAGAGAGAGAGACUAAAUAAACUCUAGUUGACUGAUGGUGAAAAAGCACUUUGGAAUCAGUUGAUAAACUGAGCAGACACAGCGUAUCCAAACACUUUGCCUUACCUUUAGUCCAUCGUUUAUAAGCUUUUGUGUUUCAGAGCUAUUAAUAUGUACUAGGGUGUCAACAGGUCUCACCUCCAUUUAUAUAUAUAUAUGACUAUUCUAUACCUAUAACUAUAAGACAUGUAAGAGUUUUUGUAUGAUGAUUAUUAUUAUUAUUUUAAAGCAUUGUCACUGAGAGGCCCGGUGGUGUUGAUGCUUUUUCAAUGCUCUUUCCUGAUUGUGACGAAACGCCACGGCGUUCGCUGGGGGAUUGUGGGAUUUUACGCUGUUCUGCUUGACUUCCAUCAGUAAUGCAGUAGCCCAUCCAUACACACACACACAUACACACACAUUCACAAGAGAUAUACCAGAAGAAAAAUGAUAAACCAAGCCCUCUUUGGAUGAUAUUAGUUUUCAUGUAACCAUUUUAAAUGUUUUAUUUGUGCAUAUAUAUUAUGUGCUAUUUUAUGUCAUAUAGUCAAAUGUUUUUGGUUCCAGAAAAAUAGUGUAAAAUCUAUUGAGACAAAAUGAAUAAAGAAAGAAAAAACAGGA
This is a messenger RNA of Danio rerio (zebrafish), 5591 nucleotides long. The record is from RefSeq and is a predicted model, not a curated record. Lineage: Eukaryota; Metazoa; Chordata; Actinopteri; Cypriniformes; Danionidae.